Rasamsonia emersonii CBS 393.64 is the source of this 1068-nucleotide messenger RNA. RefSeq names its product Enoyl-[acyl-carrier-protein] reductase (NADH). NCBI's taxonomy places the organism in Eukaryota, Fungi, Ascomycota, Eurotiomycetes, Eurotiales, Trichocomaceae. The transcript has 4 exons. The record is from RefSeq and is a predicted model, not a curated record. Gene Ontology annotation, molecular function: nitronate monooxygenase activity. Bases 1 to 1068 code for a protein of 355 amino acids.
AUGGCUUCUCCCCAGCAAAUCCGCACUCCCAUCACCGAUCUUCUCAAGAUCAACCACCCCAUUCUGUUGGCGGGAAUGAACGUUGCCGCCGGCCCCAAGCUGGCCGCAGCGGUCACCAAUGCCGGCGGUUUGGGCGUCAUCGGCGGUGUCGGCUACACCCCGGCCAUGCUCAAGGAGCAGAUCGCCGAGCUGAAGAGUUACCUCAAUGACAAGAACGCUCCUUUCGGUGUUGACUUGCUCCUGCCCCAGGUCGGAGGAAAUGCGCGCAAGACCAACUAUGACUACACCAAGGGCAAGCUCAACGAGCUGAUUGACAUCAUCAUCGAGAGUGGUGCCAAGCUGUUCGUCUCCGCCGUCGGUGUGCCUCCCAAGCAUGUCGUGGAGAAGCUCCACGCCGCCGGCGUUCUCUACAUGAACAUGAUCGGUCACCCGAAACAUGUCCAGAAGGCCCUGGAUGCGGGUGCCGACAUCAUCUGCGCCCAGGGUGGUGAAGGUGGUGGACACACGGGUGAUGUUCCCACGACCAUCCUCAUUCCCACUGUCGCCAAGUUGGUCCAGGGCCACAAGAGUCCCUUGACGGGCCAGCCUGUGCAGGUCGUUGCUGCCGGAGGCCUGUUCAAUGGCCAAUCUGUCGCUGCGGCCUUUAUGCUGGGUGCUUCUGCUGUCUGGAUCGGUACCCGUUUCAUCCUGUCCGACGAGGCUGGUGCUCCCGAGGCUCACAAGGAAGCCGUGCGCACUGCUGGAUUUGACGACACUGUCCGAACGGUUAUUUUCACUGGCCGUCCCCUUCGUGUGCGAAACAACCCUUACAUCCAGAACUGGGAAGAGAACCGUCAGCAGGAGAUCAAGGAUCUGACCUCCAAGGGUAUCAUCCCUGUGGAGUACGACAUGGAGCACCUGAGUGAUGAUGUCGAUGACGAGACGCUGGACAACGCCCGUCCCUUCCUCAUGGGCAAGGUUGCCGCUGUCGUGAACGAGCAGAAGCCGGCCAAGGAGAUAGUGGACGAGCUGGUCACCGACGCUGUUGCAUGGCUGAAGAAGGGCAACAAGCUGAUCGCCAAGCUGUAA